GGCUGUGGGUGCAGCGAUGGCUGCACAUGGCCUAGGAGAGCAGCCGCUGCCCCCCAAACUUUGUGCUUUCCAAGACACAGAUCUACACCGGAACACUGGCAAGUGGAGGUUGGGCAUCGGCGACCUCUUCCACAGCGGUGGGGCGUGUGGUGCCAGCUCACAAACCGCCCAGCAGAGUGCCAGGCUCAGAAUAGGGGCGGCUGACUUGCCCUCCCUUCUAUGGCUUCUAGAACUGUCUCCCCAAGUCCUGUUCCCAGGCUACCACGGCGAUCCCUGCUCUGCAGCCUGAAGGGGUCACAAUGGCAGGGGCUGCAGGCCGGGCCCUCUGUGACAUCACGAGCAUCCAGCAGAAGCUGCCCAGCCCCGGCGCCAAGCCAACAGACCCACCAUGAGCGGCGCCCGGCCCCAGCUCUGCCCACCAUGCGGACGCUGAGAUGGCCCCUGUUCUUCCCCCUCUGCCUCUCCUGCGGCUGCGCCUUCAUGUUCUCGUCGCUGAGGGAGAUGGCCAGAGAGCCCCAGGGGAAGGCGCCCUGCGGAGGGCACUUCCGGAUCAGGCAGAACCUUCCAGAGCACGCCCAAGGCUGGCUUGGGAGCAAAUGGCUCUGGCUUUUUUUCGUUGUUGUGCUGUAUGUGAUACUGAAGUUUCGAGGAGAGAGUGAGAAGAGUAAGGAGCAGAAUAUUUCCAGCCUUCGAGGCUGUCAAUUCCGCUCGCCACUAAAGAAAAGUCCAAAGGCUUCCCCCACCAAAGACCACGCGUUUAACACGCUGACCCAGCUCGAGAUGGACCUGGUGAAGUUUCUGUCCAGGGUGCGGAAUCUGAAAGUCACCAUGGCAACUGGAAGCCCCCCCAAGCUGCAAAACCCAGAGCUGCCCCCGGACCCCCACAACAACAUCACCAUCUACGAGAUCUGGGGGGAAGAGGAGUCCGAGUGAGUGGAUUUGGGCAUCAGAGUAGGAGAGAAGAGUGCUGACAAGCAGUAUCCAAUCUAA
Dipodomys spectabilis (banner-tailed kangaroo rat) is the source of this 990-nucleotide messenger RNA. It is a transcript of the gene Fam209a, whose product is annotated as family with sequence similarity 209 member A. The record is from RefSeq and is a predicted model, not a curated record. The transcript has 2 exons. NCBI's taxonomy places the organism in Eukaryota, Metazoa, Chordata, Mammalia, Rodentia, Heteromyidae. Bases 220 to 933 code for a protein of 237 amino acids.